CUUCACGUCUCCCGUGCACAUCAUAUGACAGAAGCCCGAUGGACGACUUGGCCUGGCUGGAUCUUCUCGAGUGCCCCGUGUGCUUCGAGAGGCUGGAGGCCACCGCCAAGGUCCUGCCGUGCCAGCACACCUUCUGCAAGGCCUGUCUCCAGAGGAUCCACAGCUCCCGGAAGGAGCUCCGGUGCCCGGAAUGCAGGACUCCGGUCGCCUGCGGCAUCGAGGAGCUGCCCGUCAACCUGCUGCUGGUCCGCCUCCUGCACGGGAUGAAGCACGGGCAGAGCGACGCCAGGGCUGACGGUGCCCGCGCCCACCAGCCGUCCCCGAGGCGAGAGCAGGCCCGGAGGGCCGGGGACCUCGGAGAAGGGGUGCCGUGUGCCAGAGCCCUGUACCCAUACGGUGGUCAGAAGCCGGGAGACCUGAGCUUCACAAAAGGCGACGUCAUCACUCUCCACCGGCAAGUGGAUGACAACUGGUACUACGGCGAAAUCAACGGGACUUGUGGCAUCUUUCCUCUUAACUUUGUGCAAGUCGUCCACCCGCUACCUCAGCCCGUGCCUCUUUGCAAAGCGCUGUACGACUUUGAUCUGAAGGAGAAAGACCAGGAAGCCAGGAAAGGCUGUCUCUCGUUUCUCAAGAAUGAUGUUCUUAAAGUAAUCAGGAGAGUGGAUGAAAACUGGGUGGAGGGUAAGCGAGGAGACAAAGUUGGAAUCUUCCCCAUCUCAUUUGUUGAGAUGAACGCAGCGGCAAAGCAGCUGAUGGAAACCAAAACCUCUGACCCGAAAGGCUCCCCCAAGCGCACGGAAGGGUCACGGAAGGCCGAUAAAGAGGACCCGCGUCGUACGGGCGGCUUGAACGUGUUCAGUCGAAUCGCGCUCCCGUCUCCCGACCACAAGCCCCUGCAGAUCAGCGCUCCGGUGCUGGUCAGCUCCAGCAACCCUUCCGUCAUGGCUCAGAUUGCGAAGAGAGUGGCUCCGUGUGGCUCCACCGCCCAGAUGCGCUGUGACACCGCUGAAAUAGGUGCCUCUGUCUCAGGCACGACGGACACGGAUUCACAACCUGCCCCAGUCUCAUCCAAACCAACAAACCCAAAGCCACAAGCGCCUGUGUACGUUUCCUUAAUGUCUCACACUGUUCCAAGAACUGGACAGGUGGGAGCACAGAGGAGCGAAAUACUCCGAGCAUAUGGGAUCUCUCCGGUUGGAUGGACCAGAGGGAACCCCACGAAAACAGUCAAAGCUGGGAACCUGACUGGCAAUUACUCUGUGCUCGGCAGCAGCAGAAACGCUUGCGGAAUCACUGAGUCAAAAGUGCGCCCGACGACGGCUAACCUGGGAGGUGGAGGUGAUCAAACCAGCAGCCUGUCCGCCGUGGGGAACCCACAAGAGAAAGGGUCCGCGCCUGAGCCCGGCCUGGCCGCCCAGACCAGCCCUGGCAAGAGAAGAACUGAACCCAUGUCACCACCGCUUCCCACAGGAGAGAUGACAGUGAGGUGCUUGUGUGGGGCAGGCUACAGGGCUCACGUCCACCGGCCGACCCUUGUGGUGCCUCCGAUUCAGUCCCAGAGUGUCUUGAGCAAGUGUGUGCCAGCUGUUGUGGUGCAAUCGCAGCCUCACUCAACCCACCAGCUGCUUCACCCAGUCAUCGUCCAAGCCGCCUGUUCCGUAGCUGCGAUGGGCAUGUACAGAGCCCACCAGCCCGCCAGAACCAUUGCCGACGGUGCUCCUGCGGCGCCUCCUGGUGGUAGCAGCACGGUGGUACUGAAACAGCAAGAGGUCCCCACCUGCGCACCUGCGAGGAGAUGUCUCGUACCGGGGUCAGACUCCUCGCCUUCAGCCUCACAUCACGGAGACGACAGUGGAAAGACUAGCAACGCGGCCAGGGCCAGAGCGGAAACUUUCCCGCGCCCCCAAAGUGCUGCAACGGUCAUCAGGAAUGCUUUCCAAGCGACCGCCAAGUGCGUCCCAAUAGUGAGGCCAGUCAAACCCGAGCAGGCGGCUGGAGAGCCGACCGUACAGGUCGUGCCUCGUGUCUCGUGCCCAACCGGGAGUGACAGGCGAGGACCUGCUCAAGGCCAAGUGGAACACAGGAAGACGGGAUCGUGGGAUUCGUGCUAUCAGUGCAUCUCCCCCUCCCGCCCUCACAGUUCGGCCACUGCAGAAUCCCCGAAGGCCUCGCAAACGCAUGCGAUGUGUUUCAACAGAUGUAGAGUGGUGUUUCCCUAUCCAGCCCAAGGUGAGGCAGAGCUUGAUCUACAGGAAGGCGACAUCUUGCUGGUUCACAGGAAGCAUCAGGAUGGCUGGUUUCAGGGGACCCACAAGGAGAGCGGCAAGAGCGGGCUGUUUCCUGGAAGCUUCGUGGAAAAUUUACAAUAACUGAAACCCAAGGACGCAAAGGGAUUGCCCUUUCCUUUCCUCGUCCGAUCGCUACUUCAAAGAAACGUGCAUUUUAUGCUUUCCGUUAUCCUUCCUCACGUUCCCUGCGCCCCCGGUCCAAAUUUACUCCCAACUCCAAGUUAUUCGCCCGCAUGUCUUAUCGUGGCCUAUGGCGCAGAUCAGCGGCCGCGACUGCUGCGUAAAUAACAACGUUCAAUUCAUUUCCACCUCAGACGCUUGUGAGAUAUGUCAGUCCUAAGAUGAAAGGCGCUUAAGAGCGAGUGCAAGUUCUUAACGGUUCAAAACUAAAAGGGAUGAGGCACACCUCUCCACAUAGCGCUGCGCACACGACGGGAUCAAGCACAUUGCCGUAUUUUCCGCUCACAACUUGCACAAGGGAGACGCAGCAGUAACCUGCACAUCAUCCCAUUAGUGCGAGCGGCGCUGGAGAGGAGGCGGGAGAGCUCCCUACCGCCACCUACUAGAGCACAAAUGCAAGCAGUCCAAAUUGAUUCAGCCUCUGCUAAUAUCUGUCCCCUAGACAGCUCUUCCUAAGCUUUUAAAAGGACCAUUACAUGUCAUCGAAGAGCCGGUGACCGCAUUAAAAGUACCGGACGUCUAGAGCUGGUAAGUGCAACUCUACCGGACUGCUUAGCUUCCAGUGAGCAGAACUCCUUUUACCCCUCGGGAAAAGGACACUUUUUGGCAAGCGUGAAUUUGACGCUGACAAAGCACUGCAAACUAGAUCCCACGUAUUAUUGACAUCAGUCACCAGGUGGUCUCAGAGUCUCUUCAUUUGCUACAUAGCCUACAGCGGAGCCUGGAUCCCAAAUGACUUUUGCUUCCCCUUGACGAGAGCUCGUUACAAAGCUUGAUUCGAGGCAGACAUAAGGAGCGGACGGACAAACCGAGACUGGGGUGACCGAUCUCAGCUACGUCACUGUCGGAGGCUGCAUGGCAAUGUCUGUACUUCUGAUGUGUUUGUACGUGUUUUAAUCGAACUGUGUGAAGAGGGUGGCAGGCUCUGUGAAGCGCUUUGAGACGUCUCGAAGACGUGGUAAGGCACUAUAUCAAAUACAAGGAUUAUUAUUAUUAUUAUUAUUAAUGUGUUGUUUCAGUGUAAAAGUAGAUGUAUCUGCGGGGGAAUUGUCAACUGCACAAGCAGCAGAAGAUUGUACCGUAAUGUAGCACUGAAGAUCCCGAUUAUUGUGUAUAAACACUG
Molecule: messenger RNA, 3594 nt
Organism: Callorhinchus milii (elephant shark)
Lineage: Eukaryota; Metazoa; Chordata; Chondrichthyes; Chimaeriformes; Callorhinchidae
Product: E3 ubiquitin-protein ligase SH3RF2
Exons: 11
Coding region: 39-2372 (777 amino acids)
Biological process (GO): positive regulation of JNK cascade; positive regulation of proteasomal ubiquitin-dependent protein catabolic process; protein ubiquitination
Cellular component (GO): nucleoplasm
Molecular function (GO): protein phosphatase 1 binding; ubiquitin protein ligase activity
Source: RefSeq, a predicted model, not a curated record